Drosophila yakuba is the source of this 714-nucleotide messenger RNA. It is a transcript of the gene Csl4, whose product is annotated as exosome complex component CSL4. Gene Ontology annotation, molecular function: RNA binding. Gene Ontology annotation, biological process: RNA processing. Bases 86 to 697 code for a protein of 203 amino acids. Gene Ontology annotation, cellular component: cytoplasm; nuclear exosome (RNase complex). The record is from RefSeq and is a predicted model, not a curated record. The transcript is spliced from 2 exons. NCBI's taxonomy places the organism in Eukaryota, Metazoa, Arthropoda, Insecta, Diptera, Drosophilidae.
UCUGAACUCCACAUGUGUUUUCAUUUGUUGAUGCGACUUUGUUAUUUAGUUAAUUUAUAAAUUAAAAACUGUCUCUGCCCUAGAAAUGAGUGCGCAGGAUGAAACUGUGGUCUGCCUGCCAGGAGAGCGACUCUGCAGAACCGAGGACAACAUAGUCCUAGGUAUAGGCACCUUCGAGCAAAACGGCUACAUUUACGCCUCGAAGUCCGGAAUUGUCCACAUCGAAGAAUCCGGUGAAAACUGCCAGGUGGUAAGUGUGCAUAAGCCCGGCUUCCAUCUAACCAUCCCAGCUACCGGAGACGUGGUCACAGCCAGAGUUCUCGUUACAACUCCCAAAUUCGUCAAGUGCGCGAUUUUCUGCGUACGCAAUGUCCUGCUGGAAAGCAGCUACCGUGGACUCCUGCGCAAGGAGGAUGUCCGAGAGACCGAAAAAGAUCGCGUGGAUAUCUACAAGUCGUUUCGGCCGGGCGAUGUGAUCCUGGCCAGGGUCAUUAACCAACUGGAGCAGACCUUCCUCCUGACCACCGCCGAAAAUGAACUCGGCGUGGUCAUCGCAUAUGCCAGUGAUAACCGAAAGACACGGGUGCCCAUGGUUCCGGUCGGCUGGAGUGAGAUGCAGUGCCCCCAGACCACGAUCAAGGAGCCACGGAAAGUGGCUAAAGUUCUGCCUGAGAGUUCAAUAAACGCUGUGAAAUAAGGCCAAUCGAAUGGUAA